CUCCAUUGGCAGCGGGCCCAACUCGCCGCAGCGUGUUGUCUCCAAUUUGCGCGGGUUUCUCACCCACCGCCUCAGCAAUAUCACACCGAGCGAUACAGGUUGUUCACUGGCAUGCCAACAACUUGCACACCAACAACAAUAACAACUACAACAACAACUACAACACGAAAUCAUGUAAAACACAGCUGUGUGAAAUAAGAAACAAUACAGUUAACCAGAGAGAUCAGAGACCAGAGAACAGAGAACAGAAACCACCUCAAAAACAAGAAAUUGCAGCUGCACUUGAAGCGAUUGGCGAGAGUAAUUAACACACGGAAAGCGGAAACGGAAGCGGCCAUAUUGAAAGAAAACGUUGCACAAUUUCCGGCAGCGGUCAUGAAAUUGAAAAGCGCCAAAAGCACGACAAAACAACAAUAAAGCAACCACAAAAAAAGUGGUGGCAACUUUGAGUACAAAAAAAUAAAAGGAAUACAAAACGCAAGCAAAAAAGAAAAGGAAGCGAAGAAAGGAGUUUAAAUAAUUUUUUGACAGCAUAAGAGAAAAUAUUAAAAGAAAGCAAAAUGGCCGCAUUUCAAAUACCGCUGAUCAAUCUGGAGCUGCGCGAGGUGAAGGAGAUUGUGUGGGAGAAGAUCCAGGAGCCGGUGAAUCAACGUCGCCUCAUCCUGGUCAUUGUCUCCAUUGCUCUGUUGCUGGACAACAUGUUGUACAUGGUCAUCGUGCCGAUUAUACCCGAUUAUCUGCGCGAAAUUGGCAGCUUCGAUGAUGGACCAACGCCACCGCCUUUGCGCGACAAUGUCACCGGUCGCCUGAUCCCAGUGCAUCAUGAUCAUCACGGCCAGGACUCGGCCACGGGCAUACUGUUUGCCUCCAAGGCCAUUGUUCAGCUGAUGGUGAAUCCAUUUUCGGGUGGCCUCAUCGAUAAGAUCGGGUAUGAUAUACCCAUGAUGAUUGGCCUCACCAUCAUGUUCUUCUCCACUGCGGUCUUCGCCUGCGGCAGCAGCUACAGCGUUCUCUUCUUUGCCCGCUCGCUGCAGGGCGCUGGCUCCGCCUUUGCGGACACAUCGGGUCUGGCCAUGAUUGCGGAUCGUUUUACGGAGGAGAACGAACGUUCACAGGCGUUGGGUAUUGCGCUUGCUUUCAUCAGCUUUGGCUGCCUGGUGGCGCCACCUUUUGGCGGUGCGCUGUAUCAGUUUGCCGGCAAGGAAGUGCCAUUCCUUAUACUCGCCUUGGUUUGUCUGCUGGAUGGCUUGAUGCUGUUGUUAGUCAUGAAACCUGUGAAGGAGCAAAUCAAACAGAGCAAAGAAGUCUCGAAUCAAACCAUUCCCAUUUGGCGUCUGCUCAUGGAUCCCUACAUUGCUGUCUGUGCUGGCGCCUUGACCAUGUCGAAUGUGGCGCUCGCUUUUCUCGAGCCCACGAUCUCGCUGUGGAUGGAGGAUAAUAUGACAACGGAAAACUGGAAGAUUGGCAUGGUCUGGCUGCCCGCCUUCUUUCCCCAUGUGCUAGGCGUCGUUAUCACCGUGAAGAUGGCCCGAAAGUAUCCGCAACAUCAGUGGCUAAUGGCUGCCGGUGGCUUGGCGCUGGAGGGUUUCUCCUGCUUCAUCAUACCCUUCUGCAGUGGCUACAAAAUGCUCAUGCUGCCCAUCUGUGUCAUCUGCUUUGGCAUUGCUCUGAUCGACACCGCUUUGCUGCCCACUCUCGGCUAUUUGGUGGAUGUGCGCUACGUGUCGGUGUACGGCAGCAUUUAUGCAAUCGCCGACAUCUCGUAUUCGAUCGCCUAUGCUGUGGGUCCGAUUAUUGCUGGCGGAGUUGUGGAGGCCAUUGGAUUUACGGCACUCAACUUCCUCAUUGCCUUCUCGAAUCUCGCCUAUGUGCCUGUCCUGCGCAAGCUGCGCAACAUCUAUGACUUCAAGCCGUUCGAGAACGAGGCGAACAUCUUGAUGCAGGAUCCACCGAACAAGGAGUAUCAAACGUACGUUAUGCACGAUCAAAAGCCAGUCGAGGGCGAUCUGAAGAAUCAUCUGGAGUAUGGCCAGCAAUAUCAGCCACAGCAGGAGACCAACCUCGAUGAUCAGCAAUACGAUUACCAAUCACAGCAGGGCUAUCAACAACAGGCCGGUGGCGGUGGCUAUCAGCAGGAUCAGAGCUAUCAGCCAGGUUAUCAGGAGCAAGGCGGCAGUUAUGCUCAGCCAAGGGCAGUGAAUCCUUUCCAGCAGCAACAGCAACAACAACAGCAGCAGCAGCAACAGCAACAAAGCAGAGGUCCUGCGGCACCAGCGAAUCCAUUUAGACAAGGAUUUUAAACUGUUGUCUUAUACAAAACUAACGUUUCUUUAUGUUUACAUCGUUUAUUUGUGCAUCUUCGAGUCGAUUGUUUGUAUAUUUCGUUAGAGUUCUGAUUAUCGCAACAUCGUAUAUCGUAUGCACAUAGAUAUACCUAAUUAUAUAUAUAUAUAUAUAUUACCUAAUUAUAGUAAGUGGUACGUACACUAUAAAAAGCAUAAUCGUAGCAUGCAAUUAGUUGAAGCAGCUGCUAGUUAAUGCCAAGCACUCGUUUUGUAUCAUACACAAAGACGCAGAUUGAGCUUAAGGUUAAAGGUUAUACAAUAGAACAAACAACAAAAUGCACGCAGCUACGAUAUUCAUUACAUACAUACAUACAUCAAUACUAUAUAGUUUAGUGCGCUAUAUAGACCGAUAUCGGUGCCCUAUACUCAGUACUUCAGCAGCCGCCGUGUUUUCGUGUCUAUCAGUGAAGCUAGAGAAACCAAAGCAUAGUCAUAAUUACACACAAAUGGGGAGGAAGCAACUUGCAACUGUUGCUGUUCCCAUUAGAUAUCAGAUAUACAUAUAUAUAUAUAUACUAUACAUAUUUAUACAAUUUUAGAGGUAAGCGGCGCUGCUGACCUGGCCACUCGAUGCCACAAGUGCCGUCGUUUCACAGGCAAUGACAUCAAUAUCGCAGACAUAUCACAAUUUGCACAAAACUCGGAAAUCGACCCCUCCAAAAAUGGAGUGGAAACGUAACUCCUCCCUUUCGGGUGUCAUUGUGAAAGGACUUGUGUGUUAGUCGAGAACUGGUCUAGUCAGCGGUGCUAUAUGAUUUUCGUGUUUUAAUGGAAUUUUCCGUUUUGACAGAUUUGAACAUAAGACACAACCAAGGUAACGAUACAUAUCAGAGUCUCAAUGGCUCGCCUGUUAAAAUUACCAAAAGUGAUAUUAACUAUUGCUAUUAGUAUAUAGUAAACAUACAUACAACUUCUACGAGUGUAUAUACAUGCUCGUAUAUAUCGCAUCAUAUCGAUAAAUUAUUUUUAGGCCCUAAUAUAUAUACAUAGCAUAUACAACUUUGCGAAAUACUCGUAUAAUGAAAAUAUUAGAUGUUUCAUAUUUACCUACCAAUCAAUUAUUAUUUGCUUGUCGACUCUAUGUGCAAAAUGGUAGAACCCCCAAAAACACCCGAGCCCCUAACUUGAUUUCGUUUGAGAUUGAGAUUGGGAGGUGAAAUCGGGUGCGGGAACAGCCGCCGUAGUAGCUCAACGAUAGCAUAGCAUUAAAUGUGUGUACCUUAUGUGUAUGUAGUAUGUAACUAAGUAACUCUAUAUCAUAUAUUCAACAUGAUGAUAUGUUUCAACUCAUAUUGAUUGCACCACUUUUUGAAGGCAGUUUACUGCCCCUAUAUUAUACACAGUACUACAUUUAGGCUUAGAUAAACUGAAUUUUUGUAUACAUACCCAUAUUACCAAUCACUCAAUACUGACUUCAGAGCUACGUCUGUGUGUGUAUGCAGUUAUCAGCACACACAUACUGGCGCAUAGUUUAGAGGUAUAGAUGUAUUGGGUGUUGGAAUUAUCUUAUAGACAAAACUUGAACAUUCUGUAUCCGUAAACAUAUCAGUGACACGGCCAUUUUCAACUUAAAUAUAUACAUACAAAUAGCAAACGUUAUCUAAUCUAGUUGAUAAUCUACAAGCAUAUACAAGAAGUUUAUUCAAAUUGAAAACGAACAUUAUUAUCAACAGAUUUGAUUUUUUUUAUUAUAGAUAUACAAUAUUUAUUUCCCAUCCAGUAUGGUAACUGCACUGAUUUUCAAAGCAAUUAGUUAAGCAAAAUAUAUAGUGAGGAGUUAUAUUUCAAUGCACUGAAUCAUUUCGAUUGUAUCUCAUCUACCAUCUAUAUUAAUUUUAUAUUAUUUCCUCAACAUAUACCAUAUAUUAAAAUACUAACUUAUAAUAGAAUACAUAUUAACAAGCUUUAGUAAUAUGUAAACAAAAACAUAAUGAAUAAAACUCAUGAAAAAAUCUCCCAUCAAAUGUAUCAAUUAAAACAAUGCGCGAUCGUGUGCGAACAGAAUCUUAAUGCAAAACUAUAUAUAUAGAAAACAAAUUUACAUACAAUAUAAAAAAAAAAAAAAAAAAAAACAUUAAAAAAAUAGUAUAUGAAAACCAAGUCAAGAGAUCACAUCAGAAUCCAUUUAAAGCAUAUAAUAGCGAAAUCUUUAAGAUAUUGUUAAUAUAUGUUUUAAGCGGAUGAGAAGAGAACAAACAAUUAUAAUAAAUUGUGUAUCGAUAUAUUAUAAUUCACAUAUGUAUAUUUAAUGGGCAUUUCUAAAAGCAAUAUACUAAAUAAUUAAAACGAAAACAAAACUUAUUGCAAUACUUCAAUGUAUCUGCAUAAUUGUGUUUAUUAAUCCUUCUAUAAAUGGUCUCUCUCCUAUCUAUUAAAAUCUAUUCUUUUGAAAGUUAAACCCAAGUUGCGUUUUCCCAAGAUAUAUAUUAAUUCGAAGAGGCCAUUGCAAAGAAGAUAAAUAUACAUAUGUUAUUUGAAGAAUCUUCCAAAAACGGUUUAAAAUUAAUUAUACUAUAUUGUAAAUUUUAAAUUGAAGAAUUAGCAACGCGACUGGAGAGAGCCUGCGAAUAUUUUAAUCUAACAAAGUGAAUACUUUCGAAAUAAAGAAAGAUUCACAAUUUAGAGAAAGGGUAUUCGCAGAUGUUGCUUACAGAACAUGCUAACAGUGCCGGCUAUGUGUAAUAACUUACGAAAUUUUAUAAGAAUAAAUAAAAUUGAAAAAAAGAAAAUAAAUAUAAAUAAAAAAAUGAAAAACAAAUAUAUCUGUACGUAUUGUAAAAAUUAAUAUGUUGCUUAAUAAAAUAUAUAAAUAUGUAUUUAUAAAAGCAAAUCACAAAAUAAAGUGUAACAUAUAAAUAAUGAAAUAACAAAAUAAAAAAUAAAGAAAACAAAAAAAUAAUAAUUUGAAAAUUAAAUUCAAUAUAAACAUAUGUAUUUAAAGUGUUAAAUGUUCAAUAGCAUAUUAUAAUUACUUAAACACAAAAAAAACUGUGCGCAUUACGAGCUAUUAUUAUUAUCAUUUCGAGAAAGUAUAAAAAAUUUCAAUAAAAAAAUAUAUAUAUCUUAAACAAAAAAUACAAAAUUAAGAUUAACGAAUAUGAAAUUAAAAUGCGACUAAGGUUCAUUAAGUGUUUGUUAUACGUAAAAUUUGAUUUCAACAAUUUCAAAAAGUUAAUUAAAGAAAUUUUAAAUGAAAGCCCUAAAUAAAUGCCGCCACAGUUCAGUUUUGUAUAUUUACACUUAGUUUGAGAUGUAAGUUUUGAUCAAAGUGUUUCAGAUAAUGUAUUUAAGUACUAGUGUAUUACAAUUAAACAAACAAACAAUUAACUAUGUUAAAUUAUUCGCAAUUUGUUUCAGCUAAUGUUAUAGACGUUUGUGUUAUAGUACUUGUAAUAUUAUAUAAAUAUAUAUUAAUAUUCUAGUAAUAAAUCAAUGAAUUCGUCUAGGCAUUCAAACAAAAACAUAAACAAAAGCAAAAAACAAAACUAAAACACUCAAAACUGAACAACUCAACGUCUAACUCAAACUCAAACUAUUUACUACCUAACCCAGUUCUGUAACGUUGCUGUUCAAUUUCAAAGUCUAUCCAACUUUACGAUUACUCUAUAACUAAAUUGAGUUUCUUACCAAAUCUACUUAAAAUUCAAAAACCAAAAAAUACUUUAAAAUACAUAUCCCCAAAGAAUUAUAACUAUUUAAAUGCUAUAGCUGAGAGACGACUUAACAUAGCUAGAACCUAAAACGUAUUGAUUAAACCCUCAGACACAUAUACAGGAAAUUGUGGAAACAAAUACAAAACAAACAAAUUUCAAUAAUCAAAUGUAUACAAACUCAUGAGAUAAUGCCAAUCUUCGGUUAGCCGAAGCACACAAUAUCCUUGCAGAUAUAAAUAAUAUGAUGAGUUCAACCAAAUCUGGAAGGAUAUUUAAGUGCAAUCAAAGUACACAUUUGACAUCAAGUUGAAAUAUUAACAGAAAUUGUUUAAAACACAACACAACAAAUAUAUAUCAUGAACAACAAUGGGCAAAUGGUUAUAAGUUAUGAUGAAUUACGAAUGAAAUACGAAAUGAAAUGAACAGCAAACAAAUACACUAUGAAUAUGUACGGUACUCAAAACGAAUGAGCAGAAAAUGGUAUGAGUAAGUGAACAACAACACAAAUCGAAUGAAUAAUGCAUAUUACAGAGUGAAAUACACAUAAAACAAAUACUAUUGAAAUAUAAUUGUUAACCAUGAAA
Molecule: messenger RNA, 6582 nt
Organism: Drosophila albomicans
Lineage: Eukaryota; Metazoa; Arthropoda; Insecta; Diptera; Drosophilidae
Gene: VAChT
Product: vesicular acetylcholine transporter
Exons: 2
Coding region: 561-2300 (579 amino acids)
Biological process (GO): transmembrane transport; xenobiotic transport; chemical synaptic transmission
Cellular component (GO): membrane; AP-1 adaptor complex; AP-2 adaptor complex
Molecular function (GO): xenobiotic transmembrane transporter activity; acetylcholine transmembrane transporter activity
Source: RefSeq, a predicted model, not a curated record